AUGCCAAGUUUUUUAAAGGAAGUGAUGUCAAAGAAGAGAAAGUUGGAGGAGUUUGAGACUGUUAAGUUGACAGAAGAGAGUAGUGUCAUUCUCCAGAAGAAGCUCUCUCCAAAAUUGAAAGAUCUAGGAAGCUUUAGCAUUCAAUGCAAUAUUGGUAGCAUCACAUUUGAUAGAGCACCGUGUGACCUUGGAGCUAGCAUUAACUUGAUGCCCUUAUCAACGUUCAAAAACCUGGAUCUUGAACCAAUGAAACCCACAACCCUCACCUUGCAACUGGUAGACAAAUCAAUUGCAUAUCCUAAGGGUAUUAUUGAAGAUGUAUUGGUGAAUGCUGAUAAGUGCAUCUUUCCGAUGGACUUUGUGGUGUUGGAUAUGGAGGAGGAUGAUAAAGUACCACUGAUUCUUGGUCGACCUUUCCUGGCUACUAGAAAAGCAUUAAUUGAUGUCCAGGAAGGAAAGUUGACACUGCGGGUUAAUGAAGAACAAGUUUCAACAUCCAUCAAGUAG
This is a messenger RNA of Olea europaea var. sylvestris, 507 nucleotides long. RefSeq lists its product as uncharacterized. Bases 1 to 507 code for a protein of 168 amino acids. Lineage: Eukaryota; Viridiplantae; Streptophyta; Magnoliopsida; Lamiales; Oleaceae. The transcript has a single exon. The record is from RefSeq and is a predicted model, not a curated record.